CACGAGGCGUCCCAAGGUAUCCUGGGAGGGUGAAGGAGAGCGGUCACCAGAAGCCGGCUGGCCUAAGCAGUCUGAUCUCAUGGGAUGUAGAUGCCGGAACCCAAUACACAGGAGGGACUACGUAAUUGCCUUCUCUCUGCAGGGCUGGGCCGGGCCUCAAACAUUACUAUUCGCUUCCCGCAGUCUAGUCCAACCCCUUCAUUUUUCUGAUAAGGAUGAGGUGAAGUGACUUGCAGUCGCAGCUCGGAAGCAUCAGAAGCGGAAUUUGAACCCAAGUCCUAGGUUUCUGGGGGUGAUCUGAGCUUUAAACAAGGCGGAGUGGAGGCGGGGCGCUCCGUGAGUUCCCGGGGCGGGGUAGCCCGUAUGAAUGCUGAGUCCCCCUCAGGGCAGUUGCCCACCAGUGAGUGGGUCCCAUCCUGGGGGGACAGUCCUGGCCUGACCUUUUCCAUGAUGGAGAAGGUGACAGAUAAUGUCCCAUGUGAGGACUUCAAGGCGGACAUAUUUGCAAAGAAUCACUGCCAAAAUUAUUCUGAGGUCCAGGAGGCUCACUAUGACCCCAGCAUACACCAGGAGACAGGGACACCUCUGGGGGCUGAGGCCCCUUAUUGUGACCUGCAGCAAGGUUCCCACCACCCCAAGGACACACUCUGCAUCUUGACCCCCAGCUGUGAGUUGGUGGUGACCACUGACCCUGAGCAGAGGCCUGAAAGUCUUGGGGUUCCAGCAGAGAGCCUGACAGCCCAGCCUGGGGGCCAAGAGAUCGGGGGUGGGGUGCCCUACCUAGAGAGCCUGACCUGCGUGCAGCUGGGAAGCCACUCAGAAGACAGCCAGGCCAGUGGAGCCCCUGCCAGCAACAGCCCUGACCGCAGCCCAGGCACCCGCUGUCCUGAUGAUCCCAGCACCCCUGACGCCGUGGACUUGGAUGCUGUUGACAGGCCAGAUAAGCCCUGGGGCUCUGACGAGCUCAGCAUGAUGUUUGCCAGGCAGCAGGAGCGUGCCCAGGCUGACAGUCCCCGGAGGGCUCCCUCCUCAACCUCCAGGGUGUCAGUCACAGAUCCUAGCCAUGGGAACCAGAGUUCUAGGGAGAGCCGGGCUAAGUCUCGUGGGGAGAGCGGUUACUUCUCCUUGGAAAGGAGCAAGUUGGAUUCAGCCCAGGCCUCCCAAAGUCUACAAAGUGGACUCAGAAGUACAUUAUGGAACCCUGGUCCUACAAAGUCCACAUACCAUGACACACCUCAGGCCUCAUCUUUCCAGAGAUCCACCCAACGGGACACCACCAGGUCCUCAUCUCCCCAUCGAUCCACCCAAAGGGACACCACCAGGUCCUCAUCUCCCCAUCGAUCCACCCAAAGGGACACCACCAGGUCCUCAUCUCCCCAUCGAUCCACCCAAAGGGACACCACCAGGUCUUCAUCUCCCCAUCGAUCCACCCAAAGGGACACCACCAGGUCUUCAUCUCCCCAUCGAUCCACCCAAAGGGACACCACCAGGGCCUCAUCUCCCCAUCGAUCCACCCAACGGGACACCACCAGGUCUUCAUCUCCCCAUCGAUCCACCCAAAGGGACACCACCAGGGCCUCAUCUCCCCAUCGAUCCACCCAAAGGGACACCACCAGGUCCUCAUCUCCCCAUCGAUCCACCCAAAGGGACACCACCAGGUCUUCAUCUCCCCAUCGAUCCACCCAAAGGGACACCACCAGGUCUUCAUCUCCCCAUCGAUCCACCCAAAGGGACACCAUCCAACGCUCUUCUGCUCAACGGGACAACACUAGAACCUCUUCUACCCAAAGAGACAACCCCCGGGCUUCCUCUCCUGCGUGGCCCACCCCAAAGGACAAUCCUCGAGCCUCUUUGAGCCAACAGGACAACCCUAGAACUCGUUCUACCCAACGAGACAACCCUAGCACCUAUUCUUCCCGAUCCACGCAACGGGAUAAUCUUCAGACUUCUUCCGGGCAACGGGAUAACCCUAGAAGCUGUUCUACCCAACGAGACAAUCCCCGGGCCUCCUCUCCUGCCCGAACCACCACAAAGGACAAUCCUCGGCCUACUUCUACCCAGCGGGAUAAUCCUCGAUCUUCUAUUCAACGAGACAACCCUGGGUCCUCCUCUCCCACACGAUCCAGCCAUCGGAGCAACCCCCGGACUUCCUCUCCCCACCGCACUAAUCGUGACAUUCCUUGGGCUUCUUUCCCCCUUCGCCCAAUCCAAAGUGAUGGACCUCGGGCUUCAUCUCCAGCCCGAUCUAAACAAAGUGAGGUCCCCUGGGCCUCCUUUCCUCUCCGGCCAGUCCAAGGUGACAGUUCCCGGACCUCCUCUCCCACCCGCUCAUCUCAACUUUCCUCUAAAACUAGCCAACGUGAUACCCCAACUCGGGGUUCCAGUUGCCACAGUGGCCCUCGGAGUUCCACCCCACCUCUUUCUUCCACACGUACUGGCUCCCAGGCCUCUUCCCUCUCACGUUCUACCUCCCUUGAUUCUCCUAAUCCCCCCUCAGUUGUGUGCAUUGGGCACCGAGAUGCGCCCCGGGCAUCCUCACCCCCCCGAUUUUCUCAGCAUGACCCAUUCUCAUUCUUUCCUGACCUCCAUGAUGAUGAGAGCCAAUCCCCCCAUCAUGAACCCCCAUAUAUCCCUCCAGCUGUCUGCAUUGGACACCGGGAUGCCCCUCGGGCCUCCUCACCCCCUCGCCACUCCCAACAUGACCCCUUUCCAUUCCUCCCAAAUACCUCAGACACUGCAGAGAGCCAAUCCCCUCAACAUGACCCUCCCCAGAUGCCACCUCCGGUGUGCAUUGGGCACCGGGAUGCCCCCCGGGCCUCAUCUCCCCCACGCCAGUCCCAGCAAGAGCCUUCCCUCCUCUACCAAGAUCCCCCUGGAGCUAGCUCUGAGAGCCUGGCUCCCUCCACAAGCUCUGUGCAUGAUCCCCCCAACAUGCCACCUCCUGUCUGCAUUGGACACCGGGAUGCCCCUCCCUUCUCUUCUCCACCACGCCACAUUCAACAUGACCCUUCCCUCCUUUACCAGGAUGCCCCUGGGGCCAGUUCUGAAAGCUUGGCUCUCUCUAUGGAUUCCCAACAUGACCCUCCCCAGAUCCCCACUCCUGUCUGCAUUGGACAUCGGGAUGCCCCGCGUUUUACUUCCCCACCACGCCAGGCCUACAAUGACCCUUUGCUCCUUAACCAGAACCCUCCAGGUGCCAGCUCCGAGAGCCUUGCUCCCUCCAUGGAUUCCCUACACGAUACCCUCCAACCAACCCUACAUGUGUGCAUUGGGCACCGAGAUGCUCCACGUGCCUCCUCCCCACCCCGCCAUUGGGACCCCCCAGGGGUGGCUAGGUAUUCCUCCCCCCAACCAGGGCCCUCUGGUUCCAGGGGAUCUGGCAAUGGGGAGGGAAGACAUAACUUGGAACGUGAGGAGUACACCAUGUUGGCUGAUCUCCCCCCACCCAAGAGGCUAAACCAGAAAGAGGCCAUGGGCAAGCAGAAUGGCAGUGCCAGUGACCGCACCCGCAGCCCUGGACGAUCGGAGGUGGAGCGAAUCUUUGGGCAUGAGCGCAGGAAGUCUGAAGCCCUGGAGACAUAUCAGGCACUGGAAGCUGGCAGGUCACAGAGAGGUGGUGGGCGAUCAUCCGGGCAGCUCCAGCGCAGACAGUCCAGCCCAGCCCUGUGCAGAGAGGUGACCCAGAAGCCCCCCCAGCCUUCAGAACAGGCCUGGAGGGGCCGAGCGGAGCCUCCUCACACCAAGAGCCCAGAGAGACGUCCCGAGGGAGACCGGCGGACCAAGGGAGGCUCCGCACCCCCCAAGAAUCUGGUCAAACUCCCUGAGAGGGAGUGCCGAGCCCGGGGCCAGCUCAUGCACUCCAGGAGCCUAGACAUCCCCGCUGAGAACAAUCGGCCCACACAGAGACAGCCUCUAGGCCUGAGGCACUUGGGAAGGUCAAUGGAGGAAGAGUGGGGGCCUCCCGAGGAAACCUCUACCCCCAGGUCUCCCAGGAGACACAUGGAGAGGGACUGGGGUGGGCCCCCCCAGGCUUAUUCAGAGGCGGGGCUGGAGAGGGACUGCAGGAGUCACCAGGGCCAUUCCUGCACCCGUGCUCUGGACAUAUACCCGGACAGUGAGUGGAGAGGCCCCACCAAAGAGAUUGUGGGCUGCUGGCGGACGCUAGCUGAGCAAGUCUGCUGUCGGCGGCUAGAGAGGCUCCGGCAGAGCGGGCAGCUGGCGGACUGGGAAGAAUUGCCCCAGCCCAGGAGGUCCGAGUGGGACUGUGGCGGCCUGGGCGAGCUCACCCCGCCCCCUGUUCCAGAGAGGCCCACCAAGGUGUCCUGGGGGAGCCUGGGAGAGCUCUCCCAUUCUCGGAGGCCAGAGAGAGCAGAUGAGAUGGCCUGGGGGGGCCUAGGGGAGCUGCCCCUCCCUCGGAGACCCGAGAGACCCUUGGACGUGGACUGGAGGGACCUGGGAGAGCUCUCUCAUCCUCCUGUGAGCACUAACUGGGCAAGCCUUGGGGAGCUGCUCAGACCCAGAAGCCCAGAUUCAUGCCGAGGCAUUGAGUGGGGAGCCCAGGGGGAGCCUGUGUUUACCGAGAGAGCCUGGCCGGACAAGGGGGAGGCCAGGCCCCCCAAAGGCACAGAGGAGGCCCCGGAGCGAGAGUGGCCAAGCGCCUCCGAGCCUGCAGGGCUGGUGAUCCGUGACAGGCAGGCAGAAAUGAAUGGGUAUGGUCCCGGGGAGCGCCUCCUGAGCCCCAUUCCUUCAGUGGAGGAAAAUGGGCCUGAGCUGGCACAGCCAAUCGGCUCAGCCCCGUGGCCAAAGACAAAAGCGGAGACCUGCCUGAGGGCCUUGGAGGAGGAGGAGGACAAGAUGGCAAACAACCCAGCCCUGGGACCCCACCCAACUGAGGAGCCCGAAGCAGAUGGCAGCACCCUCCCAGAGCCUGGACAUCCAGGAGCAGCCACGGGCCAAGAGACGUCCCUGAUAACUGACCAGGAAGAGGCUGACACGGCAGACCACGUCCAAAGGAAGGGAAAGGCCGCAAGCCCCAUCAAGGGCCGACUGGUGACUUCAUGGCGCAUGCCCGGAGACCAGCCCACGCUGUUCAACCCGUUCCUGAUUUCCCUGGGGGUUCUCAAGUGGCGAAGGCCCGAUCUCCUCAACUUUAAGAAGGGAUGGAUGUCCAUUCUGGAUGAACCGGGAGAGUGGAAGAAGCAUUGGUUUGUGCUGACUGAUUCCAGCCUCAAAUAUUACCGGGACUCCAAUGCUGAAGAGGCUGAUGAAUUGGACGGGGAGAUCGACUUACGCUCCUGUACGGAUGUGACGGAGUUCGCUGUCCAACGCAACUAUGGCUUCCAAAUCCAUACAAAGGAUGCUGUCUUUACGCUGUCAGCCAUGACUUCGGGCAUCCGGAGGAACUGGAUCGAGGCUCUGAGGAAGACCGUACGGCCAGCUAAUGCCCCCGAUGUCACCAAACUCUCCGACAGCAACAAAGAAAACACCAUCCAUGGUUACAGUUCCCAGAAGGGCUCUUUGAAGUCCGAGGAGCAGCGUCCAGCUUCGGAAGUCAUCAGCCGGGGCACCGGGCGCAAGGCAGAUGGGCAGCGCCAGUCCUUUGAUUAUGUGGAGCUGUCCCCGCUUAACCAGGGCUCCCAGCAGCGACGUGGGGGGAGCGUCCGGGGCUCCGAGCGAGGGGCCAAGCAGGAUGAGCUGGAGAAGGACCUGGCCCAGCGCUCGGAGGAGCGGCGCAGGUGGUUCGAGGCGACCGACAGCAGGCCCGGUGAGCCCACAGUGGGCGAAGGGCCCCGCAAGGUGCUCGGGGGCCCCCUGACCGAGGACCAGCAGAGCCGUCUGAGUGAUGAGAUCGAGAAGAAGUGGCUGGAGCUGGAGAAGCUGCCUUUGAGGGAGAACAAACGGGUGCCCCUCACGGCGCUGCUCCCCCAGAGCAAAGGGGAGCUGAAGGGGCCUUCUGGAGACGCCACGACGGAGGCCCUGGAAAAGGAGGUCCAGUCCUUGCGGGCCCAACUGGAGUCCUGUCGGCUCCGAGGGGACAGUUCCCGGGACACCCCCAAACCUCCUGAGGAUGGCCACAUCCCCCAGGGCUAUAUCUCCCAGGAAGCAUGUGAGCGGAGCCUAGCGGAGAUGGAGUCAUCCCAUCAGCAGGUGAUGGAGGAGCUGCAGCGGCAUCACCAGCGAGAACUGGAGCGGCUACAGCAAGAGAAGGAGUGGCUUUUGGCAGAGGAGACGGCGGCCACAGCCUCUGCCAUAGAAGCCAUGAAGAAAGCCUUUAAGGAGGAGCUAAACAAGGAGCUGGGAAAGACACGGAGUCUUCAGCAGGGUCCAGAGAGCCUCCGGAAACAGCACCAGUCCGACGUGGAUUCUCUGAAGCGAGAAUUGCAGGUUCUCUCCGAGCAAUACUCCCAAAAGUGCUUGGAGAUUGGAGACCUGACCCGACAGGCUGAGGAACGGGAGCGCACCUUGCGGCAUUGCCAACAGGAAGGCAAGGGGCUCCUGCGGCAGAACCAGGAGCUUCACUCACGCCUGUCGGAAGAGAUCGGCCGACUGAGAAGCUUCAUCGCCUCCCAGGCCUCGAAUGAAGGCCUAGGACGUAACAAUGAGAGGAGCUCCUGUGAACUGGAGAUGCUGCUGCGGGUGAAGGAGAAUGAGCUGCAGUACCUGAAGAAGGAGGUUCAGUGUCUCCGGGAUGAGCUGCAGAUGAUACAGAAGGACAAGCGCUUCGCCUCAGGGAAGUACCAAGAUGUCUACGUGGAGCUGAACCACAUCAAGUCGAGGUCAGAACGGGAGAUCGAGCAGCUGAAGGAGCACCUGCGUCUGGCCAUGGCUGCCCUUCGGGAAAAGGAAUCCAUGCGGAACAAUCUGGACAACUAGAGGUUCCAGGUGCUCUAUCCCAUCCCUUGUUGGAUUUGUCCCACAGAAGGGAGACGUGGUCUGCCACUCCCGAGGAGACCAGAAGCCAAGCUUUCUCAUCACGCCUUCAUGGGUGGCGCGCAUACACACACACACACACACACACACACACACACACACACACACACACACACACACUGCAGAUCUGAGCGCGCCCUUCACACUGGGUCUUAACUUGCACCUUCUUCGGGAUUUUAUAUGUGAAAAGAUUUUUAUAUAGAUUUUUUUCCUCCCCCCCAAGAAAAAAACACUUUAUGCCCCCCCCUUUUUUUAAGAAUGCCUAGGACUGAGUGGGCUCUCUCCUGCCCCCACAGUCCCAAGCUGGCAUCCUCAGCUGGGUCCUAGGGGUCCAGAAGCCCCUGUGGCUCAGUCUGGAAGAGGAGAAGAGCCGGCUUUUCCAUCCCCUCCCCCUGCCCUGCCUCCCUUCCUUCACUGCUGCCCGCUGUGGGCCCUCCCCCGAGCUGAGGCUGGCUGCCCCCACUACCUGGGGCCUGUGGAUGGAUGGACGGACAGAUGGAGGGAGGAGUGUGGGACCUGGCACCCUGAAGUCCUGAGCCGGACCGCGGGAGCCAAACAGUGAAGGCGGGUGCUCCCGCUGCACAGCAAAACUGUUAACUUAAUAAAACAUCCUGGUUA
This is a messenger RNA of Dromiciops gliroides (monito del monte), 7548 nucleotides long. It is a transcript of the gene TRIOBP, whose product is annotated as TRIO and F-actin binding protein. The coding region runs from base 364 to 6873 and encodes 2169 amino acids. Gene Ontology annotation, biological process: positive regulation of substrate adhesion-dependent cell spreading; actin filament organization. Gene Ontology annotation, cellular component: actin cytoskeleton. The transcript is spliced from 24 exons. The record is from RefSeq and is a predicted model, not a curated record. Lineage: Eukaryota; Metazoa; Chordata; Mammalia; Microbiotheria; Microbiotheriidae. Gene Ontology annotation, molecular function: actin filament binding.